AUGAACGUCUUGAAAAACCACAAGUUUGCUUUUCUUCUUGAUAUUACAUCCUACAACGUCAACAGCUAUAAUAAUAUAUACACCAUUGUCAAACUUACAGAAGAUGUGUCCAUUGUUUCCCAAUUAGAAAGUAAAAUAGAACUUAUGGAUGUGAUCUCACAAACGGAUGAGAGUUUUACACCCUCAAUUGUUAAUAAAUCAACCGCAACCAGUCCUAUCAAAAUAUCAACUGAUUUGAAGCGCAACCUCCAUGCCAUUUAUGACGUUGAUUGUGGAGAUGAUUUCAGUUCAACAAAAUGUAAAAGAAAAUUAACCGGAGAGGAAAAUCCACUUUUAGUUCCAAAAAUGGAGAAUGUUUUUUUGGAAAUCUAG
Lactuca virosa is the source of this 372-nucleotide messenger RNA. NCBI's taxonomy places the organism in Eukaryota, Viridiplantae, Streptophyta, Magnoliopsida, Asterales, Asteraceae. The record is from the annotation of a GenBank genome assembly.